CACAUCCUUUCAAAAGUUGGCCAUGUUCGGUUCAUCUCCAGCAUCCACCGUGUCCGUCCUGAUGGCCGUCCUGCUGGCAGGAGCAUCUCCAGCUGCUUACCUAACCAACCAGUGGCCACCGCUGAUGAUCAACCAACCUUAUUACGGCUUAUUCUAUCUGCCUUAUCGCCAUUACCACUCUACAGGUGUCAAUUCCUGGAAUUCAAUCGACCAACUACCCAAAAACAAUUUCGAGGAAGAAAGCGUCGAGCCAGAAAUAACUGACAUUGAAGGCAGAACUCCCGUCCAGAAACUUUACUCCGACCGUCCCGACGGAAGCAACAACUUCCCCUCGGUCACGGAAAGUCGUCUGCAGUUGGGUCCUUCGCUACGGAACGCAUUCCCCAACUUGGCGUCGACCAUUUCAUCAUCUUUCUUCUUCAACAAUCCAUCCGCCGGGCUGUUGACGUCGUUCGGUUUACUGGAUGGAACGUCUUGCACGUCGCCCAACGCCGAGGCCGGCAUCUGCACCAAUUCCAGGCUCUGUUCCAGCUACGGUGGGCGAUCCAGCGGCUCGUGCAGUUCAUUCGGCAACGUCUGUUGCAUCAAUACGGUGACUCGAUGCGGGGCCACCGUGACGCUCAACAAUACUUACUGGCAGGCUCCGACGACGCUCAGCGCCGACUCGACGUGUUCCCUCGACGUUAAAAUGGACCCGACAUUGCCGGAACAAAGGAGGAAUCCAAUCUGCCAAGUUCGAUUGGAUUUCGAAGCUUUCGCCAUCGCCGGACCCAAUACUCAGACCGUUUGCGCUACGGACAACUUCCGGGUGAGCGGAACUGCCAAUAAAGUGCCGAUUAUUUGCGGCCAAAAUGUCGGCCAGCACAUGUACUUGAUUGCCCCGUCGUCGACGGCUGAUGUUCAAUUGAUAUUCACGUUGGGCACUGGGUCGGCACAGGAUCGUAAUUGGAAGAUCAGGAUCAGUUUACUAUCCUGCACUUCUACGAAUUUACUUGCUCCUGACGAUUGUCUCCAGUAUUUCACGCAAAGUAUCGGGACUGUCAGAUCGUUUAAUUGGCGUGAAGUGUCGCCAUCGGCGACAGGGCCCCGUCAGCUGGCCAAUCAGGACUACAACAUUUGCUUCCGGACGGAGCAGGUCACCAACACCAACGCUUUCCCUAGGGUCUCGUCGUCCAUUUGUUACAGUCCGUGUGUCAUCACGACCGUAGCCGUUGCUCCGCAAAUGACGCCGUUGGCGUUGAGUUUGACGGGCGACUCGACGGUUGCAUUUCUUCCGGCCGGAGCUGGAGCCGGGACGGCCUUCAAUCAGUGCGCCAACACCGACUACAUCGUCAUCGACGGGGCGGUAGAUGCGUCGACGCCGGCCAAUUUUAACGAUCGAUUUUGCGGCAACAAUUUGAACGCCGUCGCCCAAACCACUUCAGUCACCUUAUGCUCAACGGUCAAGCCGUUCAACAUUUACUACCGGACAGACGGAUCGGAGGCGAACACCGAGCUGGGCAAUAAUGGAUUCUGCUUGCGAUAUGAGCAGAGAGCUUCUUAAAAA
Molecule: messenger RNA, 1546 nt
Organism: Daphnia pulex (common water flea)
Lineage: Eukaryota; Metazoa; Arthropoda; Branchiopoda; Diplostraca; Daphniidae
Exons: 10
Coding region: 23-1543 (506 amino acids)
Source: RefSeq, a predicted model, not a curated record